This is a messenger RNA of Hippopotamus amphibius kiboko, 9685 nucleotides long. It is a transcript of the gene NAV1, whose product is annotated as neuron navigator 1. Gene Ontology annotation, molecular function: ATP hydrolysis activity. NCBI's taxonomy places the organism in Eukaryota, Metazoa, Chordata, Mammalia, Artiodactyla, Hippopotamidae. Bases 151 to 6612 code for a protein of 2153 amino acids. The record is from RefSeq and is a predicted model, not a curated record. Gene Ontology annotation, biological process: microtubule bundle formation; neuron migration; neurogenesis. The transcript is spliced from 32 exons. Gene Ontology annotation, cellular component: microtubule cytoskeleton; axon initial segment.
CCGAGACUCCCGGCGCGGCCGACCCGGCGCGGGAGCCCGAGAACUUUCUCCUGGCGCCGCGGGCCCGGCCGGCGCGGGCGGGAUGCGCGGCCCCGGGGCCCCGGGGCGCAGGCGCGCGGCCCAGUAGCCCUGCCUCUGGCCCUGCUGACCAUGGACGGGACGGCCAGCGUGACCCCUGCCGGCCGCCCCCACUGCCCCUCCUCCAUCCCUGUGCCUCGAGCUGCUUCCCAGACCAGGAUCCACACACCGGCCGCCUCCCCCCGGCUGCGGCCGCGCCGGGCCGGCCUGGCCCUGAGCCCCCAGCGGGCGGCCUCCCCAAGACUGGGCAAGGCAGGGGGCGCUUCCAGAGGCUCGUCCCCUAAGGCCUCUCGGGGGAGAGGCUCCCCCAAGGCUUCCGGGGCAGCGAGGGAGUCGGCCGAGGGUGCUGAAGGCCUCGGGGAGUCCCCCUGGAGCAGUCCCAGGGCGACCCCCAAAGCAGCCAUCUCCAGCCGGGCUGGGUCCAGGAGCGCUGGGGAGACGCCGGGCACCCAGGCCAGGAAGAAGGGGGCCCAGGAAGAAAUUCCCACCCCCCAGGCCCGGGGCAGGAGCCCCUCCCGGACCCAUUCUCGUGGAGAAACUCAAAUACCGGGGGCUCCUGAAGCUCGAAGGCCGUCUAACCACCCAGGAAAAGAUCAAAGAGACAUAACCUACAAAAGUUCCGGGGCCCCCAGGUCUCUGGAGCCUGAUGCCUGGGCAGCGUCAGGGCCACGCUCCCCGGUCCGCAGCCCCGGGCAGAGCCCACGCCCGCCCCCUGCCCCGGGGGCCAUCAGCUUCUCCUCCAUCCAUCAGCAGAGUCAGCCUGUCACAGCCACCGUGGCCCCCUUCCGGUACAGGGCCCAGGCCGACCCGGAACCGGGCCCCCUCCGCCAGGGCAGCUGGGCUCCUGAUGGCUACUCCGGCCCCCCCGGCGGGACUGAGGAGAGCCUCUCGUGCGUGGACGCGCGGAUCUUCCAUGCGCUCCUCGCGGGCAGGAUGCUGGGCGGCGGCGUCCGGGGCGCGCAGCCCGAGGUGCAGCUGAGCGGCGGCGGCGACGAGGGCGCGGACGAGCCUCGGGGCUCGGGCAGGAAGGCGGCGGACGGCAGAGGCAUGCUGCCCAAGCGCGCCAAGGCGCCCGGCGGCGGCGGCGGCGGCGGCGUGGCCAAGGCCGGCGCGGCGGAGCUCAAGGUCUUCAAGUCCGGCAGCGUGGACGGCCGGGGCCCCGGCGGGCCGCCCGCCUCCAACCUGCGCAAGCAGAAGUCGCUCACCAACCUCUCGUUCCUCACGGACUCCGAGAAGAAGAUGCAGCUGUACGAGCCCGAGUGGAGCGACGACAUGGCCAAGGCGCCCAGGGGCUCGGGCAAGGCGGGCCCCAGAGGCCGCGAGGCUCCGCUGAUGUCCAAGACGCUGUCCAAGUCCGAGCACUCGCUCUUCCAGGCCAAGGGCGGCCCGGCGGGCGGCGCCAAGACCCCCCUGGCUCCGCUCGCGCCCAGCCUGGGGAAGCCGAGCCGGAUCCCGCGCGGCCCCUACGCCGAGGUCAAGCCGCUCAGCAAGGCUCCCGAGGCGGCCGUGAGCGACGACGGCAAGUCGGACGACGAGCUGCUCUCCAGCAAGGCCAAGGCGCAGAAGGGCUCCGGGCCCGUGCCCCCCGCCAAGGGCCAGGAGGAGCGCGCCUUCCUCAAGGUGGACCCCGAGCUCGUGGUGACCGUGCUGGGAGACCUGGAGCAGCUGCUCUUCAGCCAGGUGCUGGACCCGGAGUCCCAGAGAAAGAGGACGGUGCAGAAUGUCCUGGAUCUGCGGCAGAACCUGGAGGAGACCAUGUCUAGCCUGCGCGGGUCCCAGGUGACACACAGCUCCCUGGAGAUGACCUGCUACGACAGCGACGACGCCAACCCCCGCAGCGUGUCCAGCCUGUCCAACCGCUCGUCGCCGCUCUCCUGGCGCUACGGCCAGUCCAGCCCGCGGCUGCAGGCCGGGGACGCGCCGUCGGUGGGCGGCAGCUGCCGCUCGGAGGGCGCGCCCGCCUGGUACACGCACGGGGAGCGCGCGCACUACGCGCACACCAUGCCCAUGCGCUCCCCCAGCAAGCUCGGCCACAUCUCGCGCCUGGAGCUGGUCGAGUCCCUGGACUCGGACGACGUGGACCUCAAGUCCGGCUACGUGAGCGACAGCGACCUCAUGGGCAAGACCAUGACGGAGGACGACGACAUCACCACCGGCUGGGAUGAGAGCAGCUCCAUCAGCAGCGGGCUCAGCGAUGCCUCCGACAACCUCAGCUCGGAAGAGUUCAACGCCAGCUCCUCGCUCAACUCCCUGCCGACCACGCCCACGGCCUCCCGCCGGAGCUCCGCUAUCGUGCUGCGCACAGACUCCGAGAAGCGCUCACUGGCAGAGAGCGGGCUGAGCUGGUUCAGUGAGUCAGAGGAGCAGGCCCCCAAGAAGCUGGAGUACGACAGCGGCAGCCUGAAGAUGGAGCCCGGGGCGUCCAAGUGGCGGCGAGAGCGGCCCGAGAGCUGCGGCGACCCGUCCAAGGUCGGUGAACUGAAGAAGCCCGUCACACUGGGGCACCCUGGGUCCCUGAAGAAGGGCAAGACGCCGCCGGUGGCCGUCACCUCCCCCAUCACGCACACGGCGCAGAGCGCCCUCAAGGUUGCAGGCAAACCCGAGGGCAAGGCCGCCGACAAGGGCAAGCUGGCGGUGAAGGGCGCGGGCCUGCAGCGCUCCUCCUCAGACGCCGGCCGUGACCGCCUGGGUGACGCCAAGAAGCCUCCCUCGGGCAUCGCGCGCCCGUCCACGUCGGGGUCCUUCGGUUACAAGAAGCCCCCUCCUGCCACGGGCACGGCCACCGUCGUGCAGACCGGGGGCUCAGCCACGCUCGGCAAGGUCCAGAAGUCCUCGGGCAUCCCUGUGAAGCCAGCGAACGGACGCAAGACCAGCCUGGACGUGUCCAACAGCGUGGAGCCCGGCUUCCUGGCUCCGGGCGCCCGUUCCAACAUCCAGUACCGCAGCCUGCCCCGGCCGGCCAAGUCCAGCUCCAUGAGCGUGACCGGCGGGCGGGCCGGCCCCCGGCCCGUGAGCAGCAGUGUCGACCCCAGCCUCCUCAGCGCCAGGCAGGGCAGCCUCACCCCCUCCCGGCUGAAGGAGCCCUCCAGAGUGGCCGGCGGGCGGGCCGCCCCGGCCCCUGUCAACCAGACAGACCGGGAGAAGGAGAAGGCCAAGGCCAAGGCUGUGGCCCUGGACCCAGACAGCAUCUCCCUGAAGAGCAUCGGCUCCCCGGAGACCACACCCAAAAGCCAAGCGGGCCAGCCCCCGGCCCCCAAGUUGGCAGAGCUGCCCCCUACUCCCCUCAGGACCACGGCUAAGAGCUUUGCGAAGCCACCCUCCCUCGCCAACCUGGACAAGGUCAACUCCAACAGCCUGGAUCUCCCAGCGUCCAGUGACGCCCACGUGCCGAAGGUCCCAGACCUGCACGCCCCCGGCCCGGCCGCCGGGGGCCCCCUCCCAUCCUGCUUCACCCCCAGCCCAGCCCCCACCCUCAACAUCAACUCCGCCAGCUUCUCCCAGGGCCUGGAGCUCAUGAGCAGUUUCAGCAUCCCCAAAGAGCCCCGCAUGUACCCCAAGCUCUCAGGCCUGCACAGGAGCAUGGAGUCCCUCCAGAUGCCUAUGAGCCUGCCCGGCACCUUCCCCAGCAGCGCCCCCGUCCCUGUGGCCCCCACGCCUCCCGCCGCGCCCGCAGAGGAGGACGCCGAAGCGCUGACCUGGAGCGGGAGCCCCAGAGCCGGAGCGCCGGACAGUAAUCAGCGGGCUCGGAACACCCUCCCCAAGAAGGGGCUCAGGUACCAGCUGCAGUCCCAGGAGGAGGCCAGGGAGAGGCGACACUCCCACACGGCCGGCGGGCCGCCCGAGUCCGACGACCAGUCCGAGCUGUCCGUGCCCCUGGGCGCCAAGGGCCAGCUCACCAGCGCAGUGAGUCCCACUGCGGCCACCACGCCAAGAAUCACCCGCUCCAGCAGCAUCCCCACCCAUGAGGCGGCCUUCGAGCUGUACAGCGGCUCCCAAACGGGGAGCACCCUGUCCCUGGCCGAGAGACCCAAGGGGAUGAUCCGGUCAGGAUCCUUCCGAGACCCCGCGGACGACGUUCACGGCUCGGCGCUGUCCUUGGCCUCCAGUGCCUCCUCCACCUACUCCUCAGCUGAGGAGAGGAUGCAGUCUGAGCAAAUCCGGAAGCUCCGCAGGGAGCUGGAGUCAUCCCAGGAGAAAGUAGCCACCUUGACGUCUCAGCUGUCCGCCAACGCCAACCUGGUGGCGGCCUUCGAGCAGAGCCUGGUGAGCAUGACGUGCCGUCUGCGGCACCUGGCGGAGACGGCGGAGGAGAAGGACACGGAGCUGCUGGACUUGCGGGAAACCAUAGACUUUCUGAAGAAGAAGAACUCUGAGGCCCAGGCCGUCAUUCAGGGAGCCCUCAGUGCCUCGGAAGCCACACCCAAAGAGCUCCGCAUCAAGAGGCAGAACUCCUCCGACAGCAUCUCCAGCCUCAACAGCAUCACCAGUCACUGCAGCAGCGGCAGCGGCAAGGAGGCCGAGGCCAAAAAGAAGAAGAAGAAGAGCUGGCUCCGAAGUUCCUUCAACAAAGCCUUCAGUAUAAAGAAGGGGCCCAAGUCCGCGUCCUCCUACUCUGACAUCGAGGAGAUCGCCACGCCCGACUCCUCGGCCCCCUCGUCCCCCAAACUGCAGCACGCGGCCACGGAGACCGCCUCGCCCUCCAUCAAGUCCUCCACCUCGUCCUCCGCGGGCACCGAGGCCCCCGAGGGCCCCGCUCCCCCGGCCCCCCACGCCCGGCUGUUCCACGGCAGCGAGGAGGAGGAGCCGGAGAAGAAGGAGGUGUCGGAGCUGCGCUCCGAGCUGUGGGAGAAGGAGAUGAAGCUCACGGACAUCCGCCUGGAAGCGCUCAACUCGGCCCACCAGCUGGACCAGCUGCGGGAGACCAUGCACAACAUGCAGUUGGAGGUGGACCUGCUGAAAGCCGAGAACGACCGGCUGAAGGUGGCCCCGGGACCCUCGGCGGGCUCCGCUCCGGGGCAGGUCCCGGGGUCGUCAGCUCUGCCAUCCCCUCGCCGCUCCCUGGGCCUGGCGCUCACCCAUCCCUUCAGCCCGAGUCUGGCAGACACAGACCUGUCCCCCAUGGACGGCAUCAGCACCUCCGGUCCGAAGGAGGAGGUGACUCUUCGGGUGGUGGUGAGGAUGCCCCCCCAGCACAUCAUCAAAGGGGACCUGAAGCAGCAGGAGUUCUUCCUGGGGUGCAGCAAGGUCAGCGGGAAAGUUGACUGGAAGCUGCUGGAUGACGCCGUCUUCCAGGUGUUCAAGGACUACAUCUCCAAGAUGGACCCAGCCUCAACACUGGGGCUGAGCACCGAGUCCAUCCACGGCUACAGCAUCAGCCACGUGAAACGGCUCCUGGACUCGGACCCCCCGGAGCUGCCCCCCUGCCGCCGGGGCGUCAACAACAUAGCAGUCUCCCUCAAAGGCCUCAAGGAGAAGAGCGUGGACAGCCUGGUGUUCGAGACGCUCAUCCCCAAGCCCAUGAUGCAGCACUACAUCGGCCUCCUGCUCAAGCACCGGCGCCUCGUCCUCUCCGGCCCCAGCGGCACCGGCAAGACCUACCUGACCAACCGGCUGGCUGAGUACCUGGUGGAGCGCUCGGGCCGCGAGGUCUCCGAGGGCAUCGUCAGCACGUUCAACAUGCACCAGCAGUCCUGCAAGGAUCUGCAGCUGUAUCUCUCCAACCUGGCCAACCAGAUAGAUCGUGAAACGGGAACUGGGGACGUCCCCCUGGUGAUCCUGCUGGACGACCUGAGUGAAGCAGGCUCCAUCAGUGAGCUGGUCAACGGGGCCUUGACGUGCAAGUACCACAAAUGUCCCUAUAUCAUCGGCACCACCAACCAGCCGGUAAAGAUGACGCCCAAUCACGGCCUGCACCUGAGCUUCAGGAUGCUGACCUUCUCCAACAACGUGGAGCCCGCCAAUGGCUUCCUGGUCCGCUACCUGAGGAGGAAGCUGCUGGAGUCGGACUGCGACGUCAACGCCAACAGGGAGGAGCUGCUGCGGGUGCUGGACUGGGUGCCCAAGCUGUGGUACCACCUGCACACCUUCCUGGAGAAGCACAGCACCUCAGACUUCCUCAUCGGGCCCUGCUUCUUUCUGUCCUGCCCCGUCGGCAUCGAGGACUUCCGGGCCUGGUUCAUCGACCUGUGGAACAACUCCAUCAUCCCCUACCUGCAGGAAGGGGCCAAGGACGGCGUCAAGGUUCACGGGCAGAAAGCCGCCUGGGAGGACCCCGUGGAGUGGGUCCGGGACACUCUUCCCUGGCCGUCCGCCCAACAAGACCAGUCGAAGCUGUACCACCUGCCUCCGCCCACCGUGGGCCCUCACAGCAUCGCCUCGCCCCCCGAGGACAGGACAGUCAAGGACAGCACCCCCAGCUCCCUGGACUCAGACCCACUGAUGGCCAUGCUGCUGAAACUUCAGGAGGCUGCCAACUACAUCGAAUCACCAGACCGAGAAAGCAUCCUGGACCCCAACCUCCAGGCCGCGCUCUGAGGGCGCAGCAGCCCGUCGCGGGACAGAGGGACGCGGACACCGCCCCGCGCAGCCUCCUCUUCCCCACUUGCUCCCGGGCGCUGGCUCUCCAGCUGCGAGGACAGGAGGGGGGAGGUGGAGGGGGGCGGGUUCCUGGUGCUGCACCUUCAAGAACGCCUGGUGGGACUGCUGGGUGGGCUCGUGUCCCCAGGUACCUUUCCUGGCCUCCUCUCGUGACGUUGGGGAAAAGAUGAUCCUGGGUCUUUUUCCUUGAUGUCUCGUCUCAAUUACAAACUCCCGGGCUUUCUGGGGAGGGGUUCAGGAGACAAGAAACAAGCCUGCAGGAGCUCCUAACUCAUGCUCACAAACAGCUCCGAGACACGGCCUCCCCACCCGCGCGCGGGGGAGUUUGCCGCGGGAGGCAGCGACCCCCAGACCUUCCCGAGGACCCUGCUCAGUUCCAUCACCACUGCCGACAGCUGUCCCCGCCCCCCCAAGAUCUGGCUGCAGCCCAGAAAAAGAAGCAUGUGGUUUAAAAACGUUUCAAUCAAUCUGUAAAAGGUUUAAAAAAAGGGAAAAAAAAAAUAAAGGAAAAGCUGCUGCUGCUACUGGAGGGAGGAAAUCCAGUAGCCGAGGCAGAGAGCGUGCCGCCCGCCCCGCCCUCGGGACCACACUGGGGACGCUGACUGGCUGUGAGCCAGGACGUCGCCAGGCCACAGAGAUGCCGCCACGGCCUUCAGAGGAGCACCGCGGCCCUGUCUCACAGCCUCUGAUCUAACACGCCCGCGUCAAUAAACCCUACAUUUUUUUUUUAUUUUUGUUUUUUGUUUUGUUUCCAUUUUUCCCUCCCAUUUGCUUAUUUAUUCUCCUCUUUUUUUGGUUUGUUUUUUCCCAUGUCCUCCCAUGUCCACGAGAUGCCGUGCUGCUUGUCCAAGUCACCCUUUGGAGAGUCUGAUGCCACCGGCUUGGCAGCAACUCCACACCUGCCGCGCUGCUGCGUCGGGCACCUCGGGGGCUCACGGGGCCAGGAAGCGUUGGCUCAGCAGCGGGACAAGAAGGGACCUCGACAGCCCCGCUGAGAAAGCACACACGCUGCCUGCAGCCCGGCGGCCAGCCUCUGGGGGGAGAGCGGCACGGCCCCAGCCUGACCGCAGGUCUCGUCUGCGCUUCCCCGUGGACGGGAGGAACGCCGGAAACUGGGACUCUCCCUGCCUGGUGGCCUGCGGAGCCCCUCGCUGCCCUCUUCUGCCCGACUGAAUCCAAAACCCUAGCCGCCCUUCACUGUUGGUUUAGAACCAGGGGCUGAUCACUGAGGCGUGGACGUGCACGUGAGGUGCUCCCGAGCCGAACACGAGGAGUCUGAUUUGGUGGCAAAGAGCUGCCUGCCAGAGGGGUCCGCCUUUUGUAGACGUUGCCCUGAAGGUUCUGCAGUCCUAAUUCCUUUACUGGACGAGCACUUAUUGGGCACUUACUGUGUACACGUCACUAGGUUAAAAAAGAAGAAAAAAAAAAAGAUGUGGACCCUUACGUUCACAGCCUAGUAGGAAACGUUAACCUCCAAUAAACACAGACCUCCUUGUUUUCUGGACCUUCAGGAUCACCUGAAAAAUGGAGCCAAAACCCCAGGAGCCAGCCAGAAAGAAGCCCACGACUAGCUGUCCAGUGCACGGGCUUGCCUGAGGAGGCGGCAGUUCCGGGCCUGUAGACCAGGGAUGUGUGUUGAGCCAGGGCCCAGCUGUUUCUUUCCGGAUCCCCAAGUAGCACAAGACCUUACCAGAACCCACAGGCACAGAACCACUAACGGGGCCGCUCUGUCCCACCAAACCAAGGAGUAGCUGCACCUGAAUCUUUGUAUCAGAAGACUUUCAUUUAGGUCCAAAAGGUGGUCCAGGUUGCUCCCUCCAAAAGCUUCUGCGUUCACCUGGUGGUUCCCAGGGAUGACAGGGUUGUCUCUGCUGGAGAUGAUGUCUGCGACACUGCCGGAGCUGUGGAGACCCCAACGCCGCUGGGAAACAUGCAGUUCUGAGUGGGAAGAGGCUGUCUGUCCGAGGAUGGUGCUGACAUCACUGCCUUAAGGUCUCUGCCAUGCAGGAGGCGGCCCCAGAGCUGGGUGUUCUAGCUUGGAAGGACAGGAAGACGCCUGAGUCGGCCUUCUCUGGGCUCUGGCUCUCGUGGCCCCGCCCGGGCUGCAGUCCGUGGCUGGGCUUAGGCUCCCAGCGCCGUCUCCACCCCCGCCCCCGGGGGCUGAGCCUUUCUCUCUGUUCUCGGUGCUGCCCAGCCAGUGCCUUCGGCCAUGGGUGUUACUGGCUACUUGAGAAAAAGGAAAGGGGUGACCCCCUUCCUCCAUUCCAACUGCCUCAGACCCCACUACAGCAAUUCCUGCCUCCCUGGUCGCUGUGGAUACCACCAUGCCGUUCACCUGGCUCCCGGGCAGGCUGGCUCUGGGGGCCUCUGGUUCCGGCAUCUCGUCCCUGCUCCUGGAUCCGCUGUCCUGCUCUCAGCUGGCCGCUGCGUCUGGCCCGGGCCUUCAGCUGCUUGCCUCUGGAAAGUGGGUUUCCACCGGGCGAGGUGGCACUGCCCCUCCGUUUUCCCUCUGGAGCCGGGCCCCUGGCUGUGGGCGUCAGUCAUCCCCCAGGAAUCACGGGGACACGGCGACUGUGGCAGGCCCAGCCUCCUCACGGUGCUAGGACCCUCGCGGCGCUCCUCCAGACCCUUCUGAAGCCGCAGCCCAGGCUCCCCGGCCCCGGGACGCGCGGCAAGUGCGGAUCACAGCAGCCUCUCCUAUCAGUGCCCCUGCUUCGUGGCUGAGACCCCCUGGGACCCCUCAGAAAAGAGAAGCCGGGUCCCAGGGCUAAACUCUCCACUCCCAGCACCUUGAGAAGAGUCCCGCCCCUCCAGCCCCCCACUCCCUUCCUCACCAGAGCCGGCGAGCAGGCCACGUGUUCGGUGCCCACCCCCACUUCAGGGCGGAGGUGCGGCCGUGGGGCCUCCUUUCCCGAUGAAGGAGACCGACGCGUUCUGUCCAGUGUGUUUGUCCUCAGCCCCCGCCUAGGCACGAAAAAUAAAGUACUAGGUAACGGAGGCCAGCAGAGGA